CGGAGAUCAAGAGAACCAAAUCAACUGGAAUCAGUUUGUGUUGUUUCAUGCUGUUAUUCAUCUGUUCAUAAGAUCAGUCUGAGAGAUCAGCUGCUGUUCUUCAUCUGUUCAUUAGAUGAGAGAUCAGCUGCUGUUCUUCAUCUGUUCAUAAGAUCAGUCUGAGAGAUCAGCUGCUGUUCUUCAUCUGUUCAUUAGAUCAGUCUGAGAGAUCAGCUGCUGUUCUUCAUCUGUUCAUUAGAUCAGUCUGAGAGAUCAGCUGCUGUUAUUCAUCUGUUCAUAAGAUCAGUCUGAGAGAUCAGCUGCUGUUAUUCAUCUGUUCAUAAGAUCAGUCUGAGAGAUCAGCUGCUGUUCUUCAUCUGUUCAUAAGAUCAGUCUGAGAGAUCAGCUGCUGUUCUUCAUCUGUUCAUAAGAUCAGUCUGAGAGAUCAGCUGCUGUUCUUCAUCUGUUCAUUAGAUCAGUCUGAGAGAUCAGCUGCUGUUCUUCAUCUGUUCAUUAGAUGAGAGAUCAGCUGCUGUUAUUCAUCUGUUCAUAAGAUCAGUCUGAGAGAUCAGCUGCUGUUAUUCAUCUGUUCAUAAGAUCAGUCUGAGAGAUCAGCUGCUGUUCUUCAUCUGUUCAUUAGAUCAGUCUGAGAGAUCAGCUGCUGUUCUUCAUCUGUUCAUUAGAUCAGUCUGAGAGAUCAGCUGCUGUUCUUCAUCUGUUCAUUAGAUCAGUCUGAGAGAUCAGCUGCUGUUCUUCAUCUGUUCAUAAGAUCAGUCUGAGUGAUCAGCUGCUGUUCUUCAUCUGUUCAUUAGAUCAGUCUGAGAGAUCAGCUGCUGGUCUUCAUCUGUUCAUUAGAUCAGUCUGAGAGAUCAGCUGCUGUUCUUCAUCUGUUCAUAAGAUCAGUCUGAGAGAUCAGCUGCUGUUAUUCAUCUGUUCAUAAGAUCAGUCUGAGAGAUCAGCUGCUGUUCUUCAUCUGUUCAUUAGAUCAGUCUGAGAGAUCAGCUGCUGUUCUUCAUCUGUUCAUUAGAUCAGUCUGAGAGAUCAGCUGCUGUUCUUCAUCUGUUCAUAAGAUCAGUCUGAGUGAUCAGCUGCUGUUCUUCAUCUGUUCAUUAGAUCAGUCUGAGAGAUCAGCUGCUGGUCUUCAUCUGUUCAUUAGAUCAGUCUGAGAGAUCAGCUGCUGUUCUUCAUCUGUUCAUAAGAUCAGUCUGAGAGAUCAGCUGCUGUUAUUCAUCUGUUCAUAAGAUCAGUCUGAGAGAUCAGCUGCUGUUCUUCAUCUGUUCAUUAGAUCAGUCUGAGAGAUCAGCUGCUGUUCUUCAUCUGUUCAUUAGAUCAGUCUGAGAGAUCAGCUGCUGUUCUUCAUCUGUUCAUUAGAUCAGUCUGAGAGAUCAGCUGCUGUUCUUCAUCUGUUCAUAAGAUCAGUCUGAGAGAUCAACUGCUGUUCUUCAUCUGUUCAUUAGAUCAGUCUGAGAGAUCAGCUGCUGUUCUUCAUCUGUUCAUUAGAUCAGUCUGAGAGAUCAGCUGCUGUUAUUCAUCUGUUCAUAAGACCAGUCUGAGAGAUCAGCUGCUGUUCUUCAUCUGUUCAUUAGACCAGUCUGAGAGAUCAGCUGCUGUUCUUCAUCUGUUCAUUAGAUCAGUCUGAGAGAUCAUCUGCUGUUCUUCAUCUGUUCAUUAGAUCAGUCUGAGAGAUCAGCUGCUGUUAUUCAUCUGUUCAUAAGAUCAGUCUGAGAGAUCAGCUGCUGUUAUUCGUCUGUUCAUAAGAUCAGUCUGAGAGAUCAGCUGCUGUUAUUCAUCUGUUCAUAAGAUCAGUCUGAGAGAUCAGCCACUGGAGUGCUGAAGAUCAGGAGCUGCUGUUCUUCAUCAGAUGAUCACAGUGAGAUCAUCACAAUCAGAAUUCAGGAUCAUCAGCUGAUCUUCAGGAUGGUGUUCUUCAUGUGUAACGCCUGUGGAGAGUCGUUGAAGAAAGCUCGAGUGGAGAAACACGUGCUGAUGUGUUGUGGAUGUCGGGUGUUGUCCUGCAUCGACUGCGGGAAAGAUUUCGGGGGCGACGAUUACAAGAACCACAACAAAUGCAUCAGCGAAGAUCAGAAAUAAAUGUAAGCCAAUAAAGGCAACAUGAAGCAGCAGCAGUGGAUUCAGAGGAUCCAGGAGGCCAUGAACAGACCCGGCGUUGAAUCCAGACUGCGUCAGGUUCUGGAUCAGGUCAGCUCGUACGAUAACGUGCCCUGGAAGAGAGCAAAGUUUCAGAAUUGGAUGAAGAACAGUCUGAAGAUACACAACCUCAAUUUAGUGGAGAAGGUAUGGGAGAUUUCUCAUCAGCCACCAACAGCGACAUCAGUCAAAAUAACCAUCCGACACUCAGUGAACGAGACGGAUCCACUGAGAAUCAAACAAACCUCAAUAACGGAGCUGCCGCUGAGCUGAACGAAGAAAACAACUCAAGCAAACGGGAGAAGAAACACAAACAAAAGAGUUCUGAGGAGAUCUCCGAGCAGAACGGAGAAAACACCUGCGAGAAACAAACGAGACAAAAAGAGAAAACGAGAAGAGAACGGAGAAAAGAUGAGCAAAAAAAACAAGAGAUCAGAACAAGAAGAGUCUGACCAAUCAGAGAGUGUUAACCCGGAGGGGGAGGAGUCAGUGGAUCAGGAGGCAGAGUCUGAAUCAAAUUCCAGAGGUUUUAACUGCAUAUUAUUCAUUCAGUGGAGACACAAACUUCAGAUCAGAAGAAGAGCUGCUCUCUCUGUUCAACAAGAAGAUCAGCAACAACACAAAGUUUAAAGUUCUCACUGACAAAAUCAGACUCAUCAAAUAAUGUUUUGUAAUCUUAUUUUGCUGUAAUAAACACCGUGAUCAAACUGUGAUGUGAAUCUGUGUUGAGUUCUAUAGUUCUGAGAAUAGAGCUGUUCAGCUGUGACAUCACUUAAUUCACCUGAUUCACUACGAGUUCCCUCUUGUACUUGAAAUGCAUUUAAUGUUUUCUUCUGGAAAAUAAA
Myxocyprinus asiaticus (Chinese sucker) is the source of this 2972-nucleotide messenger RNA. It is a transcript of the gene lyar, whose product is annotated as Ly1 antibody reactive homolog (mouse). The record is from RefSeq and is a predicted model, not a curated record. Gene Ontology annotation, molecular function: DNA binding. Gene Ontology annotation, biological process: rRNA processing; negative regulation of transcription by RNA polymerase II. Gene Ontology annotation, cellular component: nucleolus. The transcript is spliced from 8 exons. Lineage: Eukaryota; Metazoa; Chordata; Actinopteri; Cypriniformes; Catostomidae.